Ectocarpus siliculosus is the source of this 2016-nucleotide messenger RNA. The record is from the annotation of a GenBank genome assembly. NCBI's taxonomy places the organism in Eukaryota, Phaeophyceae, Ectocarpales, Ectocarpaceae.
AUGAUGGCGAGCUUGCGGGCAAAGUCGACAACAGACGGAGGCAGUGUAUCCGAUGGAUCUCGGACGAGCGCGCACUUGCAGGACCGGGACCCUUCAGACUCCAGCCUCUCUUCGCGUGCAGAGAGCCUUGUGGACUCACAGGUUUCGCGAGCUUCAAGCGUAUUCAGCACCGGCCUUCAGACCGUCGGUCUCAAAGUUGGCCCGACUAGUAAGGCAACUGGAAAUGAGGAUCGUGCCCCCGCUGGCAUGAAAAAAAAAUGGCAGCAGCACUAUGCUUACGGAAAAUGGAUCCAGCUGGGAAAGAUGUUCUGUCAGCUUUGUUACCCGUUGGCGCUCAACAGCAAGACUUUGUUCGAGGCUAUCAUCGACGGUAACGACCAGGCCGCUUCAGGAUCCACCUACAACAAGUGGCUGCUCGGAUUGUUUUCGGACGAGCCAAAACUUGCGGAAACGGGCCCAUUGGGUUACAUUAAGCGAACGACCAAGUACGACGCCCGGUUUUCCUCCGACUUUAGCGACACGGUCACCUACCGCUCCUGGACGGUGUAUGAUCCGGUAGAGGACCCUAGAGAUUGCACCGACAUGUUUUUUCGCAUGGGAAACGCGAGGUUACGGCAAGGAAUCGUGGACUGUAAUACAACUUCAUGCGACUGUGUGGAUGACACGCAACAGGUGACCGUGGUGAACCCUCCAUUCCUCAAGCUGAUGCAACAAUAUGAACCCAGCGGCAUCAUAUCCACCCUGUCGCAAGAGGUUUUCGCGGAUAUCAAGGAAGGCAUGACCGAAGGGUUCGUGCGAGCUACGAAAGCGUACAUUCUACCAACGGUCCUCAACGACGUCUACAGCUUCCGAAAGGCCUUCUUAACAGCAGACAGCGUGCUGCGCUCCAUUUUUUCAUCAGUGUCGGCGACCGACGGCACCGCCACGGCUGUGUCCACGCUGAGAAGCAGCUACGACGAUACGUCGGUCGACUGCCAGGGCUUCCAACCAAGCGGAUAUUCGAAUAGCUGUCCCUGGGGUCUACUUUCGUUCAUUCAGAGCGCAGCCACCUCUCUCGGUGUUGAUGGCUCAUUUAGCGAGGCAGAGGCGGAGCACCUGUUAGGACUCCGAUCGCAGACAGAUGGGUCCAUCUUUGACUCUUCGGGAGGGAUGCUCAAGUGGAUAGCGGCGGGUCGCUACGAAGGCUACCUCUCCGCGCCUUCCUUACCGCAUCCAAGCGAGGUCGAUCUCACCGGAGAGAGUGCCUUCGACGACCUCGUGGCAACGGUGUGCACCUGGGAGGCAACGAACGGGGGCUCCGCGCCUUCCUUGCAAGAAUGCCAGGAAAAUAAGCUGGAGGGGUACGUGAUCGACGAAUGGCGAGGCGCUUCAAGUGGAACGAUCGAUGUCAUCUGUGAUGCGGUAGGCAGUGUUUGUCCAUGGAGAGUCGCCAACGGGACCAACGCAGCAGCCUGGAAUAUCAGCACGGCCGCUGCCGUGCUCAUGAUCGAUCCUGCUGAGCAAGACUCAAGGAAUGAUCUUAGUCACUACACAGUGGACGGCCAAACGUUGUGGGGCAGCGCGUACACAUACUGCACGGCUGACCCCUCGACACCUAUCGAAUGCGACGAAGGCAGCCGUUAUUUGGAUGCUGCCAAUGCAACCUUGCCACAAUUGUUGAGGGCCGCGGAGGGAUCGCUGGAAUGGGCGCAGUAUAGGGAACAGGUUUGUGGGAUCGCGUCAAACAUUUUUGGAUCUUGGGUCGGGGAAAGCACGUGGCUGAAUCACGUCAUCGUCAAUCAUAUCAACGCUUCCGUCUUUGAACUCACGGGAUACGAGCUGGAUGGAGACAGCAUAGAGGACAUUGGAUACACUCAGGUGGCUCUCGCAGGCUACUCCACCAUGGGAAAUGUCACAAUUGAGUAUGGAAAGGCGCUGCUGGAUUUGCUGGCAGAGGAUAGUGACGAAGCCGACGAGUUUCGGCGCUUCAUUGUGCGGCAGAGCACAACGUACUACGGCGAAUCCGACAACUGGUGA